AUGCUUUAAUUGAUGAAAUAAUGGUUGCAGGCAUUGUAGUUGAAACAAAUAUUAUGGAUAUCCAAGACGCACUUAAAUAACAAGAAACUCAAAUUAAAAAUAAAUGAGUUUAUAAUAUGUAGACACACCCAAAAAUAUAAAAAAUUGUUGAUGCCUUAUUAUUCUGAAAGUUUCUUAAAGUAAUUGCUUAAUUAACUAUAGUUAAUUUAAUUGUUUUUAUAUUUUCUUAAUAAUGAAUUGUCAUAAAUGCAUCUUUGCUAUUGCUAAAUUCAAUCACCUUAAAGAUUAUUAUGCUAUACUCAAUAUUACUUAAACAAAUGAUUAAAAUAUAAUCAAGAAGGCUUAUUAUGCUUUGGCAAAGAAAUUUCAUCCAGAUCUUAAUCAAGGAAGAGAAGAAAGGUUUAAAGAAGUUAAUGAUGCUUAUGAAGUUUAAAUAUUUUGAAUACUUCAAUAGAUACUUUCUAAUGAAAUUACAAAAAAAGAUUAUGAUAAUAUGAGAAAUCUUGGAGCAAAUUAAUAAUACUCUUAAAAUUCCGAGUAUUAUUAAGAUCCUCGUAGAAAUUAUGCUAAUCAAUAAUAAUAAUCUUAUCGUACUAAUUCAAAUUAUAAGUAAAUUAAAACAUUAAUAAAGUUAAAAAUGGAAUACAAGAACAGCUUAUGAAUAAGCCUUUAAAUAAGCAUCAUCUAAUUUUUACUAUUAACAAUAAUAAUAACAAUAAUAAUAAUAUUAAGAAAAUGGAUCCAGAUAUAAUGAUGAUGAAGAAAUGAGAAAAAAGGAAGAAAUCUUGAAUUAAUUUGCUUAGGAAGCUUUGUUGAGGAAACAACGUGAAUACUAAGCUAGAUAAUAAUAUUAUGAAUAAGAAAAGAGAAAAAAAUAAUUUUAUAAUGAAAAGGAAAGAGAGGCCUAUGAAGACUAUUUAAGAUAAAAAGAANUAAAAAAUGUAAAAUAGUAAUGA
Molecule: messenger RNA, 956 nt
Organism: Paramecium sonneborni
Lineage: Eukaryota; Ciliophora; Oligohymenophorea; Peniculida; Parameciidae
Source: the annotation of a GenBank genome assembly